This is a messenger RNA of Aspergillus steynii IBT 23096, 1623 nucleotides long. RefSeq names its product xylosidase : arabinofuranosidase. Gene Ontology annotation, molecular function: hydrolase activity, hydrolyzing O-glycosyl compounds. Gene Ontology annotation, biological process: carbohydrate metabolic process. NCBI's taxonomy places the organism in Eukaryota, Fungi, Ascomycota, Eurotiomycetes, Eurotiales, Aspergillaceae. The coding region runs from base 1 to 1623 and encodes 540 amino acids. The transcript is spliced from 3 exons. The record is from RefSeq and is a predicted model, not a curated record.
AUGUUCAUCAUUACCAUUCUUCAAGCGAUCCUUUUGGUAGCCCAUGCCGUUGCAGCACAAAACUCGACUUUCUCCAACCCUAUCCUAUCGGGCUUUCAUCCAGACCCUAGCUGUGUGUUUGUCGAAGAGCUGGACAAUACCUUUUUCUGUGUGACGUCGACUUUUCUAGCGUUCCCCGGCGUUCCUGUCUACGCCAGCAGAGAUCUGAAGAACUGGAAAUUAAUCAGCCAUGUCUUUAAUCGUCCUUCGCAAUACCCGGGCCUGGGAACAAAAAGAACUUUCAUAAAUCUCGUGUUCAGCUCGACGGACCUCUUUGACGACGAUGCCUGGAGUGAUCCUGUUGAAAUUGACAUGCAUGGAAUAAAUGCGAUUGACCCCGAUCUGUUCUGGGACGACGAUGGUCAAGUCUACAUGCUCACCGGAUGGGGGAAAAUAUACCAAUCUGCCGUGGACCUUGAAACCGGUGGCUCGUCGAAACCAGUGAACGUCUGGAACGGCACCGGUGCUGAAAGUCCGGAAGGACCGCACAUGUAUAAGAAGAAUGGAUAUUAUUAUCUCCUCAUUGCUCAAGGAGGCACUGGUAUCAAUCACAGUGUGGCAAUAGCAAGAUCGGCGCACGUUUCUGGACCGUUUGAAGGGUUCUCUGGGAAUCCGCUCCUGACGGCCAAGAACACCGAGAACUUCUUCCAAUGCGUCGGCCAUGCGGAUUUAUUUCAAGACGCCAACAAGAAGUGGUGGGGAGUGGCUUUGGCAACACGUUCAGGACCGGAUCAUCGGUUCUAUCCAAUGGGCCGGGAAACGGUGUUAUACCCCGUUACAUGGGAUGAUGAAUGGCCGGUCUUGGACCCUGUCUACGGACACAUGGAAGGCUGGGAAAAGCCAGGAAGAAUCCAGCAGUCAUCGAGCAGCCAUAAAUCCACUCCAGACGUGGAUUCUGUGGACUUCGAACCAGGAUCAUCCAUUCCUCGACACUGGAAGUUUUGGCGCUUCCCUGAUCCAUCGUCAUACACUAUAUCUCCACCCAAACAUCCCAAUUCCCUUGAGCUCUCACCCUCCAAGUCAAAUCUCACUGGUAUUCUGACAGAGGCUCACCCUAUCAAUUGUAUCUCCAGACGCCAAACGGCCAGUCUAUUCAAUUUCAGCGUGGACAUUGAUUUCUCACCCACAGAAGCCGGAGAAGAAGCCGGGGUGUCCGUUUUCAUCACCCAGCUCCAGCAUAUUGACCUGAGCAUUCAACUAGCCAGUAAUGGAAGCCAAGUCCUGCGUCUCCAGACCACGGCGUACGGCAAACCGGAUGCAGAGCCUCCCAAGUCGAACACGUUAACUAUGCCACGGUCGUGGAUUGGAGAAAUCUUGCGCAUGUAUAUUGAGGCGAAGGAGCCAACAGCCUAUUCAUUUUCCGCUGCGCGUGCCAGUGAACCAUUGGAUGUGAGAUAUUUAGGCAAUGUCAGUGCGGAAUAUGUGACUGGUGGUAGUGGGAGCUAUACCGGCACUCUACUUUCUGCAUAUAACACAAAUAACAACAGAACCGGUAAAGCAAAGGCCUGGAUUAGUCGUUGGAGAUAUUUACCACUAGCCCAGGAAGUUGAAAGAGGUGUCUUUGAGCCCGUUAAUACCAAUUGA